UAAACCACAGCCACCGCCCAUCCCCCCCCCCCUCAGCCUUCCAUAAACAAACUCUCCGCACCCAGUCCUACAAUGUCCGACGACAACACCGCGCAGCAAGUCUACUACCGCAUCACGCAAAAGCUCCAGGACUGCCAAAAGCAACUGGGCCAGAUCGAGGCGCAAAUAUCCGGCAACCAACGUGAAUCCCGCCUCGCCGCACUUACCCGACGCGAAAUCGAAGGACUCGAUGCCUCCGUGCCAUUGUACAAAUCUACAGGGAAAAUGUUUAUCCAGGAGCCCAAGGACGACCUGCUCAAGGAAAUCGACACCACGGCUGAGAACUCAAAGGCUAUGGUUGAAGCCCUGGAGAAGAAACAAAAGUUUGUCAGGCGCGAGAUGGAAGAGGCUAGCGGAAAUCUCAAGGAUAUCGUUAGGUCCAUUCAGACUGCCGCUGCCACCACCAAAGCGUAAAAUUAAUAAAUAUAUAAAUAUAUAGAUUAUAAUUUUCUUUUUUAGUUAUAAAAAAAAAGUCAUAUAUCUCCCAUUUCAA
Molecule: messenger RNA, 532 nt
Organism: Kickxella alabastrina
Lineage: Eukaryota; Fungi; Kickxellomycota; Kickxellomycetes; Kickxellales; Kickxellaceae
Product: Prefoldin
Exons: 1
Coding region: 73-453 (126 amino acids)
Biological process (GO): protein folding
Cellular component (GO): prefoldin complex; cytoplasm
Molecular function (GO): protein folding chaperone
Source: RefSeq, a predicted model, not a curated record